Messenger RNA from Closterium sp. Naga37s-1, 2400 nucleotides. The record is from the annotation of a GenBank genome assembly. NCBI's taxonomy places the organism in Eukaryota, Viridiplantae, Streptophyta, Zygnematophyceae, Desmidiales, Closteriaceae.
AUGGCCGGCCAGGCCAGCCGCGCCGUGCGCGGCAGCAGCGCCGUAGCCCUGUUUCAGUUCCCGUGCUUUCUCCACUCCUCUCCCCUCAUCCUGUCGAACUCCCCCCUUGCCCCGAUCCCAGGCGCCGUAUCCGACGAACGCGCCGUGGCAGAACAUGGUGCUGGGGCAGGGCGGCAGCCCCGAGCUCGUGACGCCGUACCUCGUGCAGAGCGCGGAGGGGCGCAUCGCGUGGGGGCUGCCGGUGCGCGACCCGCAACCCGGGUACAUUGUGCAGGCGUUCGUCACCGCGCUCAUGAUCUCCACGCUGCAGGGCCUUCCCCCCCACCAGCUCUCCGCCUACGACGACCUCUCCGCCACCCUCUCCGUCCGCUAACCCUCUUCCGCGCCCGCCGAUCCCUCCAUCCUCGAGGUCCCCCUGGUGCGCGGGUCCCCCUUCCUCACGUUCAUAUUCCCCCCUGGCGGCCCCCCCGCGACGCCCGUGCUGACGACAAUCCAUGCCAUCACGGGAGUGGAGGCCAGCAGCGACAGCAGCAAGUACCAUGUUGCGCUCAACAACGGCCAGGUCAGUCCGCAGCGCCAACCGCACCCCUUUGCCGCCCAGCGACCGCCGCCGUACCAGCCCCAUUCGCUGUCUCACUCGCCCAUGGUUCCUACUAUCUCCCCCUCCCGCUUGCUUACUCUCUGUACUCACCACCUCCGUCCCCUCGUUUCCCCCCCAAUCCGCUUCCCCUACACCAGACAUGGCUGGUGUACCUGUCGUCGCCGCUAACCCUGAGGCAGGACGGGUCGACGCUGGCAGCGGACGUACCGUUCACGGGGACGAUUCGCGUGGCGCUGCUGCCGGGCUCCUCCCCGCAGGACGAGGAGGCGCUGCUGGACGCGCACGUGCCCACGGUGCCGGUGGGGGGGAGUGCGCAGGUGGGCGCGUUCCGCAUCAAGUACACCUGGCGCACCCAGCAGUGGCGCGAGCCGGCCAAUGGUAACACCGAGGCGCCGCUGCUCAUGCUCUCACUGCCAAUGCACCGGCGCAUGGAGGUGAGCGCGCACAGCCCCUCCUCUGCCUCCGCCCUCCGCCGUCACCGCAGCAGCUCCCCUUCCGGCGCCAUGGGCGCCCUGCGCGGCCACCACAACUCCGCGUCUGCCAGACCCUCUAUCACACGCGGCAAUGCACCGUGGUCGUCCGUGGGAGAUGAGUUGGUGCUCGAUGCGUCAGUGCUGGCCUACCCCACCAUCGACGGCCAGGCGGUGGGCAUGCAGGGGGUGGUGUGGCACCUCAAGGUUCCCAAGCGGCCGUCCACGUGGCGCACAGGGCCACUCUCGUCCGACCCCCAGCUGCUGGACGAGCUGAGGGCAAGCCUCAAGCAGGACGUGGCGGCGCUGCCACCCCUCUCCUCCCCCUCCACCUACUCCUUCGGCAAGAUAGCGGCGCGUGCCGCCCGCCUAGCGCUGAUUGCAAAGCAGGUGCGGGAUGAGGACAGCCUGGCCGCCGUGCUGCCGCCCCUGCGGACCGCGCUCUCCGCAUGGCUGGAUGGCACCUUCUCCGGUAACCGCCUGCUGUACGACCCCACGUGGGGUGGCGUGGUGAGUGAGGCGGGGUCGCGUGACCAGGGGGCGGAGUUUGGAGCGGGCAUGUACAACGACCACCACUUCCACUACGGCUACUUCAUCUAUGCCGCUGCCACCGUCGCCAAGUUUGAUCCCGCGUGGCGCGACCAGUACCGUGCGCCGCUGAAGGACCUGAUGGCGGACUACAUGUCAGCGGAGCGCACCGCGGCGUUCCCGAGGCUGCGGCACUUUGACGCGUACGCGCUGCACUCGUGGGCCAGCGGGCUGUUUGAAUUCGGCGACGGGCGCAACCAGGAGAGCUUCAGCGAGGCGGCCAACGCGUACUACGCGGCGGCGCUGCUGGCGUCCGCGGUGUUUGCGGACGGCAACCGCGUGGUGGGUGUGCUGUGGUCCACCAAGCGUGACGCGGCGCUGUGGUUCGUCCCGCCAGCGGACAUGGAGAAGCGCGUGGGCAUCCAGGUGCUGCCCGUGUCGCCCUUCCUCACCCACCUCUUCCCGGACCACGAGUUUGCCAAGCAGCUCGUGGAGUGGGCGCAACCCGUGCUGAGUGGCGCCGCCACGGACGAGUGGCGCGGCUUUGCGUGGGCGCUGCAGGCGCUGUACGACCCGCAGGGGGCCAGGACGAACAUUGCUGCUCUAACGGCGUUUGAUGAUGGCAACUCCAAGACCAAUAUGCUCUGGCUGCACUUCUCCAUUCCUUCCAGAUCACGUGCACCACAACUGCCUACUUAUACCCAAUACCUCCUCCAUGCCCCUUGUGCUGCUCUCUUUCCCCCUCUCUCCAACCUCCACUCCCUCUUUCCCCCACCUCUCCUCCUCGCUGGCGGAUGGUGA